Styela clava is the source of this 1291-nucleotide messenger RNA. The record is from RefSeq and is a predicted model, not a curated record. NCBI's taxonomy places the organism in Eukaryota, Metazoa, Chordata, Ascidiacea, Stolidobranchia, Styelidae.
ACCUUUUCGCUUAUAUUUUCAGUCAAUGUGAAGAAUCAGACUUUCUCCAAUCUAGCUAGUAGUAAGUAGUAGCAAAGCAGCAAGAGUGCAAGGAUUAGGGAAAGGCUGUGCGUCUAACGCAGAUGGGAAUUUUCGUGCAAAUUAUUUACCUCAUUCGCAGAAACAGUGAAUAUAAUAUAUAGAAUAAUUGAGAUGAAAAUCCUAAUAUGUGGAUUCAGUAAAACCGGGAGCAAGACGGCCGAUGAAGCUCUUCGGCAAUUGGGGUACAAAGUUGCUGAUCCUACCUUAUCCUGUUUCACUUUUGGGAAUGAGUGGAAUAAGAUUUUCGAUGGGAAGGCAAUUCCAAGUGAUUUGAGGAGAAUGUAUAACAAAUAUGAUGUAAUAAGUGGCAUACCCGUGUACUUUUACUGGAGAGAAUUUCUCGAAGCCUUUCCAGAUUUGAAGUUGAUAUUUUUCACCCGGGACGAAGAAAGAUGGUUAGACAGCUGGAAACACCAGGUCGAUGUUGUGAAUCAGGGUGUAUUAUCGUUUCCAUUGUCAGUAUUUUCACCCAAAGCAAAACAGUGGAUUGCAUUUAUCAAUAACUGUCUGAAAAAACAUGUUGAUCCAUCGUAUCGACCAACGUGGUCAGAAUAUCUUUCUCCCCGUAAACGAUACUUGAAGUUGGAAGAUCGACUAAUGUUGAAUGCUUUCAGGAGGCACAACAAAGAUAUUCUACAGAAUGCACCGAAAGAUAGAACUUUGGUAUGCAGCGUAAAAGAUGGAUGGACUCCUUUGUGCGACUUUUUAAAGCUUGACAAACCAAAUUUACCUUUUCCGCACGUCAAUAAGAGAGGAAACAUUUGGGCACAGAGAUUUAAAAGCGACCCAAAAGUACAAGGAAUGUUUUACGAGAUGUAUAUUUCAAUUGCUGUAAUGAUUUUGUUGGUUCCAGCAUUAGUGCUACUACUUUAACAAAGCUGAACGUUCCAUUGGAACAAAAAAUCUUCCAUUUGUUUCGAUGUUAAGAAAUCGAAUGUCCAAGUAGAAAUGCAUCGCCAAAUCUUUCCUUAUGAAACUGUCGUUUUCAUUUUAUUCGGAUUAUAUUUCAGUUACUCUUAAAAUCCAAUUACUGCAAUAUUCAGAAAGCUUGACUUGUGAUGUAUGAUGUAUAUAUUUGAGAUGUGCAAAAUUUAAUCGUCGUAUAUAGUUUUUACUUGUGUUUUUGAUCAAUAAGCUAUUGUACGCAUCAAACAGUGAAUUUACUGUCGCCAUUUCCGACAAUCUAAAUAUAGUAUUGUUAAUAACGCUA